Manduca sexta (tobacco hornworm) is the source of this 1720-nucleotide messenger RNA. RefSeq names its product glutamyl-tRNA(Gln) amidotransferase subunit A, mitochondrial (gene GatA). Gene Ontology annotation, cellular component: mitochondrion; glutamyl-tRNA(Gln) amidotransferase complex. The coding region runs from base 187 to 1671 and encodes 494 amino acids. Gene Ontology annotation, biological process: mitochondrial translation; glutaminyl-tRNAGln biosynthesis via transamidation. The transcript has a single exon. Gene Ontology annotation, molecular function: glutaminyl-tRNA synthase (glutamine-hydrolyzing) activity. NCBI's taxonomy places the organism in Eukaryota, Metazoa, Arthropoda, Insecta, Lepidoptera, Sphingidae. The record is from RefSeq and is a predicted model, not a curated record.
GUCAAUUUAAAAGUAGACGUUAAAGUAUUAGCCUACUAAAUGUAAUGUACUUCUCCAGAACUCAAUGUUUUAAUCGUGUUGUACACUUUCCAUUUGUCGGUUAAUAUCAGCUGUGAAUUUUGUUUAUAACCUAGGUUAAAGAAUUAAUUACUCAAAUAUUUAAAUAUCGUAGUUAUUUAAGUGAAAAUGAAUAAAUUAACAACAUAUACAAUAAAAGAAAUACAUAAAGCAUAUCGCGAGAAAUUGUUAACUCCGUCAAACUUCGUCGAUUUGUGUCUUCAAAAAGCGAAACAAACGAGUGAAUUAAAUGCAUUUAUUACUAUCACCGAAGACACAGCGGAAAACCAAGGCGUUGAGAGUGAAAAGCGGUUUUAUUUAGACAAGAAACCUAAGCCUUUAGACGGUAUAACUGUAGGAAUUAAAGAUAAUUUCUGUACUAACAACAUACGGACCACUUGCGCAUCUGAGAUGCUGAAAAACUUCUAUCCAACGUACGAUGCGACGAUUUAUGCUAAACUAAAGGCUGCCGGCGCCUGUCUAGUUGGGAAAUGUAAUUUAGACGAGUUUGCAAUGGGAUCCGGGACUAUUGAUUCUAUAUUCGGCCCCACGAGAAACCCUUGGAAAUAUGAUAAUGAAAAUUGGAAUAUUACUGGCGGCAGUUCCGGAGGCAGUGCCGUCGCGGUUACCACGGGGUCUUGUGUGGCUGCCAUCGGUUCUGAUACAGGGGGAUCAACACGUAAUCCUGCAGCAUUAUGUGGCAUUGUCGGCCUCAAGCCAACUUAUGGCCUAGUCUCAAGACAUGGGCUGAUACCUUUAGUAAACUCCAUGGAUGUGCCAGGAAUACUCACAAGAAAUGUUGAAGAUGCAGCAAUCAUACUAAAUGUAAUAUCAGGCCCAGAUGAUUUAGACUCAACAACUCUUAAACAAGACAUGAAACCAGUAGAGUUGAGAGAUAUUGAUAUGUCUAAAGUAACUAUUGGUAUACCCAAAGAGUACCACUGUCCAGGAAUGAGUGAGGAGGUAAUUGAAACAUGGAAGUAUGUAACAGAUUUGUUGGAGACAGAAAAAUGUAGUGUCAAAAGUGUUUCCUUACCUCACACAUCUGUUUCCAUUGCUGUUUAUUCAAUUCUCAAUCAGUGUGAGGUUGCCAGCAAUAUGGCAAGGUAUGAUGGUAUAGAAUAUGGUCUACGAACUGGUGAAACUUACUCAACGGAAGAGUUGUAUGCUUCCACAAGGCUAAAAGGAUUCAAUAAUGUUGUCCGUUCCAGAAUAUUAGCCGGCAACUACUUUCUAUUGACAAGAAAUUAUGAUAAGUAUUUCAUCAAGGCAUUAAAGUUGAGGAGGCUAAUUUCUGAUGACUUUAAAAAUGUUUUCAAUGGUGUUGAUAAAGUGGACUUACUUCUUACUCCGAUAACUUUAAUGGACGCACCAUCUUAUAAUGACUUCUCGGUGAAAAAUAACAGGGAUCAGUGUGCUUUUCAAGAUUAUUGCACACAGCCUGCAAAUAUGGCUGGUAUACCUGCUGUAUCCAUUCCUAUUAGGCUGUCCAAGAAUGGUCUUCCACUAUCGUUGCAGUUGAUGGGCCCCGCAUUGUCUGAAGACUUAAUGUUGAAUGUUGCGAAGAAAAUUGAAAGUAUUGUUAAAUUUCCUACUUUAGAUGGUGUUGAGUGAUUUGUUAUUAAGCAGUGUAGUUUGAAUUGUAAAUAAAUUAUUGUUUAUA